Amyelois transitella is the source of this 4848-nucleotide messenger RNA. RefSeq lists its product as uncharacterized. The record is from RefSeq and is a predicted model, not a curated record. The coding region runs from base 22 to 1617 and encodes 531 amino acids. Gene Ontology annotation, biological process: cilium assembly. The transcript is spliced from 6 exons. Lineage: Eukaryota; Metazoa; Arthropoda; Insecta; Lepidoptera; Pyralidae. Gene Ontology annotation, cellular component: ciliary transition zone.
AAAUUUGUGGUGAAAUUUUUCAUGAUGAAGCCAGGAAAGAGUGUGGAUGUGAGGGAGGAGAUAGCAGAAGUACACACGGCCGCUCGUUCGCCGUCUCCGAAGCACAAAACCAAAGCCAGACCAAGAUCUAGAUCGGGAUCUCGUAAACUAUCAAAUGGUCAUACGGAAGGCCUAGAUGCAAUCGAGAUGGCUCCUGCGGUCGAAGAAACCUCCUCGGAUAAGGUUAAAACUCGAGAAAGUUGGAUAAAGUCAGAGCACGAGUCUUUAGACGUAGAACUUCCCAUACAUGACCAAAUUAAGCAAGGCAUUCUUGGUUUUGUAGAGAAAGAGUUCAAGAAAAGUGAUAAGAACCCUUCUUUUGUAUUUUACUCUCAUGAUCCUAAUGGUUUGGAUGAGAAGUUCAUGAAAACAUUGUCAAGACCUUCCAGUGGACACAAGGAGAAAAGGAGCCCUUCAUACAGGAAAAAGAAAAGGCAUUCAUCUAGGCACAGGGAUAGAGAUUUACAUGAUUUUGAGAUCCCUGGCUCAAGCCUGAGUGCUCUAGAGAAAGUUGAUGACUAUUUGAAGGAGUACAAUAAAGAUGAAGUAGUGACACUUAGCGGGGAGUUAGAAAUAGAGGCGAAUGAUGUUGAGAACAAUAACGGAACAAGCAAAGAACUGAGACACAAGCCGAGGAAGACACGGAGGAAAACUAGAGAGGAACGGCAGGAAAGUAACAUGAAUGGUAGAGAUGUCAGUCCUAAAGUCUUCAAAACAGGCGCCAAGAUCAAGACAGGAGGUAAACCUGUCCGACCCACAGACCUAACAACAAUGCUGGAAAGUCUUGAGUCCAAUAUGCCAUAUCAUGACCAGUAUAUAGACAACCCGUUCUCAUCACCAUCUCCACUGACAUCACCGAACGAUGAACGACUAGGUCCAUUUGGAUCAAAUCGACCGGAAAAGAUUUACCUGCAAGGAGGCGGGACUUUUAGGGCAGUGUCGCGAGACAGGAUUCUGGAGUCACAACAGUCUCGAGAGGGGGAUAAAUAUUUGAGACUCGGUGAUUUGACGCCCCUGGACGUGGCGAUCUUCGGUCAGAGAGCGUGGCGCAGCGUGUCCCGCGCGUGCCCCGGAGUGCUGGGCGGGCUGGCGCUGCUGCACCUGCUGCUGGUGGGCGGCUCCGACGGCCUGGACGCCGCCCACCUGUCGUUUCACGCCGUCCUGACUAUGCCAUACGUGGCAGCUUAUUAUUUCUUCUGCGUUCUGUGUUUGAUGUGUGUUUUGGACGGUCUGGACAUUACAACCAUGGACCUGUCGCGCGGCCUCCAGCCUCACUUCCAGAGCAUAGUGCUGGUGAUACUGUACACGGCCUGCCUGCUCGUGUGCGCCUGCGCACGCGGCCACGACGAGAUGAUGCUGUACCAGUACACCGCUAUGGUAGGCGAUUUCACGAAUAACGUCACACACCCCACAACAAUACCACCAUUCUACUACACCUGGACCCACUUCUCAAUAUGGCGGGCGGUUCUCGCCAUCUUGGGACUGGUGUACUACAUCAUAUCCAACCCCCCGGAUAUGGUCCUCGCGAAUUUGACCAAGUUGUUGCAAUUCAAACACUCCUUGCAGAGCAUUGGAUGAUAACUCUACCAUUGUUUAUGGUUUGGUAGCUUUUAGUGUUGCUAUAUGUCAAAUUAUGGGAGAAUUUGAUCAAGUUGUUGCAGUUAAAACACUCCUUGCAGACAAUUGGAUGAUAACUCUACUGUCUUUGGUUUGGUAGCUUUCAGUGUUGCUGUAUGUAAAAAAUUGGGAGAAAUUUUUUGAUUGAUUUUGAGUGGUUGGUUGAUAUUUUAUUUAUUUAAAAAAUAAAAAGGAGGGGUAAUAGGUAAAAUUUUCGUCUGCUCAAAUAAUUUGCGCGCUUUAUGAGCACUUGACUUCAAUGAUUUGUAUAGCAGUAUACGUGUGGUGUGUUUUUUACUUUAAAUUUUGUUUUAAAAAAAUAUUUUGAAUUUUCCGCCUUAUUUUUUGGACCUCGUCAGGAUAAUAUAUUUUCAAAGUAUUUUAGGUUUUAAUUUGCAAUCUGAUCGACUCAACUGUUAGAAGAAAUUUUUCUGCGCCUUUUGGAAAUAAUAUCAAAAUAAAAGUAAUAUUAAUAUUAAAAAAAAUUUAUUUUUAAGAAAUUGAAGUAUGGAACCAAAUGUAUCUAGAAAUAAAAUAUACGCUGAUAUCAAACUUUGUGACCACUAUUGCGUAUUUGUUACGUAUUUUCUUUAUUGAUCUCAAACUUAUCUAGUCUAUGUUUUUUGCUUAAGUAAGUAGUGAUAAUUUUGAAUAUAAGUUCUUUAUUUUGUCAUGAUUUGGCAUUAAAAUAGUUUAUUUUUCCUAUGGUGUUACACAAUUUACUAAUUGUGAAAUCGCUUAAUUGUGUUACUCUGAAUUUAUAUUAUAUAACGAUUGUUAAUAAAAAUAUUUCCAAUAAUGCAUUUUGCGUGUACAAAAUAUUAGAGGUAUGCGUUACAUUUUAUAUUGCUUAAUGUAUCACUAGACAUAUCUCUUAGUUAUUUCUCUUUCUAGUCGUAAUUAUAAAUUUAUACAAAAGACUUUUAUGGCAGCUACCUGUGUACAUAAAUAAAAGGAUUAUAUAUAUGUGUUAUGCUUAUAUUAAAAAAAUUGUAUCUUGUCGUAUAAAAAUGCAGGCAAUGUUAAGUUGCACCUCUUGAAAUUAUAUUACAUGUUAUAAUUAUACAAAUAAAGCUCUGUGUUUUAUACUAAAAUGUGUAUAAUAUAAUAAUUUAUCUGUUUCUUGUCAAUGAAUAUUCAAUCAGCUUGUCAACAUGCCUUGCAAUCACUCAUUAGUUUUUUUAGUUUCUUUUAUGAGUCGGCCUCUGUGACGCAGCGGUAGUGCACUUGUCUGUGUCACAGUAGGUCCCGGGUUCGAAUUCCGGCCUGGGCAUGACGAGAAACGAAUUGUUAUUGGCCUGCGUAUUGGAUGUUUAUCUAUAUAAAUAUUUACUAUUAAAUAUAGUAUCGUUGAGUUAGUAUAUUGUAACACAAGUCUCGAACUUCGAGGCUAACUCAAUCUACGUAAUUUGUCCCGUAUAUAUUUAUAUUUAUUUAUCUAGUUGGUAACUCAUGCAUCUGAACUAAUAUAUCUCGUACAUAUUCACACUUUAAAUAAAAAUAGUUACUUUAUUAUAUUUAAUAAGGUGUGUAAAUCACAAUAAAUCUCUCAAAUACUUUGAUGAAUAAAAAACUCGUUUUGAAAACGGGACAAAACAUUUGGAAUGAGAGCGAAAGAGAUCCAGUUGUAUGAAUUUGACAGCUGUCAAAAUGGAAUUCCAUUAUAUCUAGUCACGAUUGCCAAAAAUGAAAUAGAAAAUAAUAUUUUUGAGAAUAAUGUUCUUAAGCAGUUUAAGUAGUACUUACAUACAUAACGGAGGGAUUGUGCAAUGAAAUUGUAAAAUGAUUUGACUGACAAUGCAUAAAAAUAUAUUUUAUUUUUAUUUUAAAAGUACCUAACUUUUUAUUUUAUUCUCAAGUUCAACUUAUCUGGUACAGUGAUGUAAAUAAAACUCAUUCAAAUUCUUAAAAUAAAAAUAAGAAAAUUAAGCUGAUGUCUAAAGUACUGUAUGUGUGAGUGUGUGUGUGUUUGUAUGUUUGUAUAUGUGAUAUAUAUCAAUAAGAGUGCGUACCUACCGAAAUAAUAUAUUUGUUGUGUAUCAUAGUUUUCUUAAACUCAUAUGUGGUCUUUCAAGUAAAUAAAGAAACAUAACCUAUAAACUUGGACGACUAAAAUAAACUUUCUGCCUACCCCGCAAGGGACAUAGACGUGUCUAUAUGUAUGUAUGUAUGCAUUUAUAAUUUUGUAAGGGACCACUGCUUAUAAUAACCUCAGUUGAACAUUGCAUACCAUUUUAUAAAAUAUUCAUCUAUGUAUAUAGUUAAAAUAAUAUCGGCUUAAUAUUAUAAAUUGUAUAAAAUUUAGAUGAUUAUUUUAAGGGCAUUUUAUUAUAGUAAACUAGCUCUCCCGGCAAACGUUAUUAUGUCAUAUAAAUAAUUUUUAAGUAAUUUCUAGUUAAAAAAAUGUUAAGGAUGGAUACAACCUAUAUCACUAAGGGGUAUGAAAAAUAGAUGUUGGCCGUUUCUCACAAAAUUUCAUGAGAAUCGGUCAAGCUGCUUCGGAGGAGUACGGGAAAGAACAUUGUGACACGACAAUUUUCUAUAUAAGAUGAACAUCGUCAUUCUAUUUUGUGAGUCCUACCUAUCAAAAUUUAGGUCUCAUGAAGUUUCAAGGAAUAAAAUAUAGCAAAGCUUUUCUACCUCACCUGCUUUUGAGUUAUUCUUGUAGUUAGAGUCAUUAUGUUGGUCCUUAUGCCAUGGCAACAGAGUUUAUAAUUGACGCCCUUAAAAAAGUUGUCUUAAGAAAUUUAUAUGCCUAUAGUAAAUAAUAGUAAAAGUUCAUAUAUGAUGUUUGUUUUUAUCUUAAUACAUAUAUAAAAAGGCCUUGUUGGAUUUAGUCACAAUAUUUAAUAUAUAUUUGAAAAGAUGUGUAAGUUUAAAUUAAAUAACGUAUAUAUUUGGAAAUGAAGGUUUUUGUUUGUUUUAGUUUGUUAUUUAGAUAUUUUCACUUACCUUCAUAACUUAAUAGUCAAAAUAAGUAACUUUUCGUCACACGAAAUGACCUAAACAAUUUUUUUAAACAAGUUAAUACCAUUAUGAAAUAAUUCUUUGUUUAUGAAAUACAUGUUUGUACUGCAGUUGUAAAUAAAUUAAUUGAAAUAUCUCAAAAAUAAACGUCACUUGUGAUAAAUAUUGUAAUUGUGUUUCAUUAAAACCCACAAUUCAAAAUAAUACUGUUAACCUCAGCUUCGC